Messenger RNA from Fonsecaea erecta, 996 nucleotides. RefSeq lists its product as hypothetical. Lineage: Eukaryota; Fungi; Ascomycota; Eurotiomycetes; Chaetothyriales; Herpotrichiellaceae. The record is from RefSeq and is a predicted model, not a curated record. Gene Ontology annotation, molecular function: oxidoreductase activity. The transcript has a single exon. Bases 1 to 996 code for a protein of 331 amino acids.
AUGUCUAACCAAGAAACCAUGCAAGCCAUCGUCAUCUCCGCCUUUGGAGGCCCAGAAGUUCUACAGCACCAGACCGUCCCGAAGCCCGCCCCGACAUCGGGGGAAGUGCUUGUCCACGUGAAAGCAUUUGGCUUGAACCAUGCCGAAAUGCACAUGCGGAGAGGUGAAUGGGACGAAUGGAAUCCCAUCUCAGGCCUAGAAUGCGUGGGCAUUGUCGAGGCAGACCCCUCGGGCAAGUUCCAAAAAGGCGACCGAGUGAUCGGGGUAAUGGGUGGGAUGGGUCGAAACCGACCUGGUGGCUACGGGGAAUUCGUCAACGUCCCCAUGACAAAUGUGGUGCCAGUCAAGACCAACCUCCCUUGGGAACAACUCGCUGCUCUGCCCGAGGUAUAUGCCACGGCCUAUUCGUGCGUCUUCACUGUCCUUGAUCUGCAUAAGGGAGAACGGAUCCUCAUCCGUGGCGCGACAAGCACUAUCGGUCAAGCGUCCGUUCAUCUUGCCGUCAAUGCCGGGGCCAGAGUCACUGCCACCACGAGACGUCCAGGACGGUUCGACAUGCUGAAGAAGAUGGGUGUGGAAGACAUGGUCCUCGAGGAAAACCCGCUCAGCCAAAAAUUCCUCCCCGACCGCAAAUUCGACAAGACUCUCAAUUUGAUCGGCAAUGUCGCCCUCCUCGACUCCAUCCGUCUCACUCGCCCUGGCGGACGCAUGCUCCAAGCCGGGUGGUUGGGCGGCCUCGCGCCGGUCAAGGACUUCAACCCGAUGAUCGAGAUGGACCCCGGCGUGCACUUCAGCCUGUUCCACAGCAAGGUGCUCGGCACGGAGGAUUUUCCGCUCGCGAAUAUCCCCCUGCAGGAGAUUGCGGACAAGAUCGAGCGGGGCGAGUGGGACGCGAAGCCGACAUUCGUGUUCAGGUACAACGAGAUCCAGAAGGCACAUGAGUUGCUGCAAAGCCAUGACGCGGGCGGCAAGAUUGUGAUCACGCAUGGAGAGUGA